GUUGAGUAAAUACGACGCCCUCCCUUGCUCCCCUCUGCCCUCCGCCCUACAAAUACAAUCGACAUCCAGGGACAUCCAGCCCCGGCCACCCACCCCACUCUAUUAUUUUUUUCUUUCUUUCUGCCGCGAGCCGUCAGGAAAGCAACAUUGUUGAUAAUCGUCAAGUUAUACUGUAAUUAAAAAUCUAGGUACGGCGUAUUGUCUCUCUUUAGUCACAAUUUCUCUAAAGUACUUAUUUGCGGUAAAAUAAAACAGUUUAAUAAAAAUGUCGCAAAUCAAUAGACGGGCAAAGCGAGACUUCAAGGAAGUACAGCGCAAUUAUCAGGAGUCGAAGGAUAAAUCAAUAUUUUUACGAAACUUGAACCCACUGUAUGAUCGCUUUGUGGCCAGAAUCAGGGGCCCACGUCAAACCCCGUAUCAAAGCGGAAAAUUCAUUCUACGGAUUGUACUAGAUGCAGAUUAUCCAGCAUCUCCGCCUGAGGUUAGAUUCCUAACGCAUGUGUGGCAUCCGAACAUCCACCCGUGCAAAGGCUACAUCUGCUUGGAUAUUCUAGCUGAGAGAUGGACACCGGAGUUGUCUUUGAGGACCAUGCUUCUCUCCAUCCAAGCGCUCAUGUCUGCGCCUGAACCGGAUGAUCCUCUUUCAUUGCCAGUCGGCCUGCAGUGCAAAAACCAACCGGAGGAAUUCCGUGCGACUGCCCAAUUUUGGACCUACAUUUAUGCCAGAGGUCGUUUCACUGUAUAUGAAUACCAGCAGAAACUGGCAACAUUUGUUAGCUUGGGUGUACAGCAGGAUCUGGCAUUGACAUUACUGGCCAAUUGCCACUGGAACUUGGAAGAGGCCAUCGAUACACAUGCCACUGUCACUUUGAUAAAUUCCAUUCCGGUCCAGGAUUUGGAACAGUAAAGAUUUAAAUUCCAAACAUUACCAUCAGUGACUGCUGUGACAUUUGUCUUUAUACAUGUCAUCUCUUAUAUUGUUAAUAUUCUCUCUGUUUGUUUUAUCCAAGGGAAUGUGAAGGAUGAAGUAGAUGUCAAAACAAGUGUCAUUGGAGACAAGCCCACAGUUGUAUAGACCGACAAGGAUAUCUGACUCCUCUAGGCAUAUAUGCAAGUAAAUUAUGAUAGUCCUGUCAAUGUCAAAUAAAUCAUAAGAUUCUUUUCUUACUGUAGCUGUCAAUUCAAAUUUUUUUUAUAAAUGUUUAACGACUUUUUAGGUUUUCACUUUUUCUGCCAGUAAUAAUGGCCAUAGUCACUCUCAACAUGCCAGAUAUCCUUGUUUCACUAUAUGCACAAAGAAUUUUUUUUUUAUUUUAGUCAUCUCUCUAAAUUAUGAGUCCUUUUAAGAAUAAAAUUCAAUUGUUUGGUUACCUUUAAGGUAAAGUAUUAAUAUCAAAGGUUAAAAUUAUUACUUGACAAAGUUUUUAAAAAAUCUCAAUGUAGUAGCUUUUAUUUUUAAAUGUUUUUUUUUUGUGAUAAGAUUUAUUGAUGUUGUGAUAAAUAUGACUGGCUGUAAGAUAGAUUCUUAAGAAAAUAUAAAACUUAAUGUUUAAAUAAGUACAUAUAGAAUGUGUAACAUGAAUGUA
Molecule: messenger RNA, 1586 nt
Organism: Papilio xuthus (Asian swallowtail)
Lineage: Eukaryota; Metazoa; Arthropoda; Insecta; Lepidoptera; Papilionidae
Product: ubiquitin-conjugating enzyme E2-22 kDa-like
Exons: 3
Coding region: 266-907 (213 amino acids)
Source: RefSeq, a predicted model, not a curated record